UAAGGAAUAGAAAGCUAGAGCGUGGGGGGGUCAUGGUGAUUGAGUUUGGUAUCCUCUUCAGGUUUGGGGCAUAGGUAACAUCUGGGAUGAGAAAACUUACAAGUCGAGCCCCCGAGCUUGCCGGGACUGAAAGAAUGUUUUCCCCGCCCAGGGGCGGUCGGUGGGCGUGGAUGCCGGCCGGCGUCGUCAAGUCUUAGAAAUAGCCUCAGUCGGCGGGGCAUCUGUGCAGUACCACCGAGAGAAACGAAAAGAAGGGAUCUGGGAAGCCGAGAGCCUCUGGCACCGAAAGCUCUUUUGCAAGCGUGCGCCGUCAGGCAAAAGGGUCGGGUGGGGACUGCCGGUUUGCUUGCAGUCAUCUUGGGGCCUCGCGAAGCCUUGUAGCAUCCGUCACCAGAGCCACCCGGCUGGGAAUCGAGGAGCCUAGCCCGCUACCUUACGUGGGCAGCCCCCACCAACGUCGCUCGUGCAUCCGCUGAGAGGGUGGGGACAAUUUAAACUGAAACUCAGGUUUAGAAUCUUUAUCUACGCGUUGCAAGGCUCAUUUUUGCAAGACUUUUUUUGGGGGGGUUUGCUUUUAAAGAGUGUACAGUGACUGUAUUUACUCAUACGUAGCCUUAUCACCUCCUGCUUUGUCUUCCGAGGUCUUUUGAUUUCAAAUUUAAUCUGAAAAUUUAGUGAGUUUGGAGAGGGAAGGGGUGGUGUCACAGGACCUCGCAGUGAAGAUGCCCAUGGAGCUGACUCGGAGCCGGGUACAAAAGAUAUGGAUUCCUAUCGAUCACCGUCCCUCGCUCCCCAGACCUCCUGUGCCUCAGCUGACCAAUUCCCCUACUGUGAUUGUCAUGGUUGGACUUCCUGCCAGGGGAAAGACUUAUAUGUCCAAGAAGCUGACACGCUACCUCAAUUGGAUUGGUGUCCCCACAAAAGUCUUCAAUGUUGGGGACUACCGCCGGACAGCUGUGAAGGAUUUUUCUUUUCAUUUCUUUCGUGCUGACAAUGAAGAGGCCAUGAAAGUUCGGAAGCAAUGUGCAUUAGCUGCCUUGAGUGAUAUCCAGUUGUAUCUGAAAGAUGAAGGUGGCCAGAUUGCAGUUUUUGAUGCUACCAAUACCACAAAAGAGAGAAGAACCAUGGUCCUUGACUUUGCAAAAGAAAAUGACUUUAAGGUGUUUUUUGUCGAGUCUGUAUGUGACGACCCCUCUGUGGUUGCCUCCAACAUUAUGGAAGUUAAACUCUCCAGCCCUGAUUACAAAGAUUGCAGCUCAGCAGAAGCCAUGGAAGACUUCAUGAAGAGAAUCGACUGCUAUCAAGCCACCUACCAGCCUCUUGACCCAGAUAACGAUGAUAGGCAUCUGUCGCUGAUUAAGGUGCUUGAUGUUGGCCAAAGAUUCGUGGUAAACCGAGUCCAGGAUCACAUCCAGAGCAGGAUUGUCUAUUACCUGAUGAACAUCCACGUUCAGCCCCGGUCCAUCUACAUUUGUCAACAUGGAGAGAGUGAGUACAACAUCCAAGGAAGGAUUGGCGGAGACUCUGGCCUUUCUGUCCGGGGGAAGAAGUUCUCCAUUGCCCUGAGGGGAUUCCUUGAAGAUCAGAACUUGAAAGAUCUUAAGAUAUGGACCAGCCAACUUAAAAGUACCAUCCAAACAGCAGAAGCCCUCAACCUACCUUAUGAACAGUGGAAGGCACUCAAUGAACUCGAUGCUGGAGUGUGUGAAGAGAUGACCUAUGAUGACAUCAAGGCAACUUACCCUGAGGAAUAUGCUCUUCGUUCUCAGGACAAAUAUUAUUACCGCUACCCUACUGGAGAGUCUUAUCAAGACCUAGUUCAGCGCUUGGAACCAGUGAUCAUGGAGUUGGAGAGACAAGAGAAUGUACUGGUGAUAUGCCAUCAAGGUGUCAUGCGUUGCCUUUUGGCCUAUUUUCUAGAUAAGAGUGCAGAUGAAAUGCCAUAUUUGAAAUGUCCCCUCCACACAGUAUUGAAACUGACACCUGUGGCCUAUGGUUGCCGUGUGGAAUCUAUUUUUUUGAAUGUAGAAGCAAUAAACACACACCGGGAAAGGUCAGAGGAAGCAAAGAAGGGACCUAACCCGCUCAUGAGACGCAAUAGUGUUACCCCACUAGCCAGUCCUGAACCCACCAAAAAGCCUCGCAUCAACAGCUUUGAGGAGCAUAUGGCUUCCACUUCUGCUGCCCUGCCCAGCUGCCUGCCCCGGGAGGUGCCCACGCAACCUUUACUAGGGAAAGCCUGUUUAACCUGAAUAAUUCACAGAACCAAUAUUGACUCUCCCUGGAACUCUGAAACAAAUGAAACCAGUUGCAUUCCAUCGCCAUUUCUGAAGCUUGGCUUGUGCUCCUCCAUUUAACCUGAAGCCCAGAUAAUCCCAGCUGCUUCUUUCAUAAACUGACCAAACUACCUGGGUGAGGAGGGCACUGAUCAAAUGAAAAUUCAGUACUCUGAUCAUCCAACUGUGUUGUGAUGACCUAAAGGCAGUCUAUAGCCCUCCUAGUGUAAAGAAUCCAUCAUUUUCCAUUUUACUUCUUCCUUAUUUUUCCCCAUUAUUCCACACUUCAUUUUUGAUGAUUGUCUCUUUAUAGCGACCUCUCUGGAAAGGCUUUGGAAGUGUGGGGAGGGAUAAAUUAGCUGAGGAGGAACGCCUCUGCUCCUUUUCUCUCCUUCUGCCUUAUCAGGAGAUGUUUUAAAAUGAUGGGUCAGAUUUUUCUUAAGAAAAUUCAAAAUGGCCACCCUCCAGAAGAAACCAUUAGCUUUUUGUAUUAGUCUCUGAAAACAGUACUUAUUUUAAGAGUGGAAUCAAUGCGCGGAGGAUUUGGAUUUGGAAUGGAUCUCUUCCCCCUCUGGAAUUACUGAGUCAGAAAUCUGCCUUUCGACUAAAACAAAGACAUUGCCUUCCUCCAUUUGUUUUCAUUCAGAGUUUCUGAUCUUUCUCUAAGCAGAAUGUGAGAAUGGACUCCCAUCACCCCUUGUCCAGAGGGUCAAGGGUUUUUCUGAGUUUGAGAAGACACUGCUCUCUUUGAACAACUUGUAUUUGCACCUUUUGUGGAAGAAGGAUGAAAAUCUGCACCUUUAUUUCCUGGAACUUGGACAUUGAAUCAUGCCUCCUAGGAGCUGUGUCCGCCUGUGAAGGAAGCAUCAUCAUGCUUAGGUAGACCAACAGGGUCAGGAAGCGUCCUUGGGGCUUGUUUCCUGAAAAGUUUUGGAUCACUGGGUUGAGAAUGGCUUGGUAUAAAACCAGUUGGCCAUUGUCUUCUCCUUCUAAAGUAGACGGAGCUCCGCAGUCAGUUGACUACCCUGGAAGGUUGAGGGAAGAGAAGAGAUGAGAAGAGAUCCUCUCUAGGAUUCUCUUCUCUGCCCUCUCUUUCAGGGUGUCUGAGGAAGUCAAAGGCCCAGUUUCAGUUCAGAAUUAGGGAGCAUUUGUAGUAUCUGUAGCAUUAGACCAGGUGCUAAGGACAGGGGAGAUAGGGGCACGGCUACAGAAGUUGGCGUUAUCCCUGUUGUGAUGUCACACUCUUUGGAGUGCGGGAGUGAGGAAGACUUCAGUAAUGCAUGAAUGCCCUUUAAAUGCCAUUUCCUCUUUGCCCAGUGUGGAGAGAGGAGCCCUUGUGGGGAUUGCAUAUAUUAUGCUUAAGAGGUGAAAAUAGGUGGGCAGGAGAAGAGAGACAGACCUCAGUGCCUCAUAUUUUAAUCAAUAAAAUUUAUUAACUCACUAUUCAGUGCCAGGCACUGUGCUAAGGGCUAGGGCUAAAAAAAGAGGCAAAAGACAAGUCUCUGUCCUCAAGGAGGUUUAGUUUCCAUUUAGUGCUCAUGCCUGACCCUGUUUAUGGGCAGCCUACUGACGAGUAGACUCACACCAAUUGUCAUAAACCUAAGAUUUUCCCCCACCUUUUUUUUUUUACACCAUUGUGCCAUGUCAGCUACCCACCUCUCCUUGUGGAUGUGCAAGCAGGAGCAUGAGUGCAUGUUUAAUAUGUGAACCAUAUAGUUUUGGACUCGUUUUGUUCUUAUCAUAGGUUUGCUGGUGUCUGCUUUCUUGGCCUCAUUUCUGUUUUUAAUUGACAAAAGGGGCCAAGAAUAGAAUUUUGUUUAAUAUGAAGGUCUCUAAUCUCUAGUGUGUUUUUUUCCCUCUUUAUUUAAAACAGUGAUCUGGCUUUACCUAAUGAGAGAAUUUUAAUUUGGGAAGAAUUAAGGAGGAUGAGUAUAUCCAGAGAUCCUGGAGAUGAUGUUACUUUCCUUAGAAGCAUGUAGUAGCCUGAGCUACACUGAAACAUUUUAUUAAGGGGUGUGCUUGAUGUACUUGGGGGAGGUCUUGCUGGGACUACUGACUUUUCUUUUUCCCAUGUUUCCUUGGAAUCAGUUUUUUCUGAACUUUGUAUAUUUGUUUGGGGGGCACAACUUUUUUUUUUUAUCCCCCCUAUUCUAUAUUGAGAGUGACAGAACUCUUUUUUUUUAAGAAUUAAGGAAGGGGAGAAACUGAUUGAACCACAUCUAUGAUACUGUUUUUAUUUGUAAUACUUGAAAUUUAUUUUUUUAAUGUUAUUUUGAUAGCAAAAAUGCUAUUUAUUUAUUUAAUGUGUAUGAUGGCACCAGGUGAGAGAGAGAGAGAGAGAGAGAGAGAGAGAGAGAGAGAGAGAGAGAGAGAGAGAGAGAGAGAGAGAGAGAGAGUGAGUGAAAUAUUGGGGGGUUGGGGAGGGUUGUUUUGUUUUUUCCCUAAACUUGUGAGCUAUUAGGUGUGCUUCAUGUUUGUCUUAAAUAAUCACCUGGGAUAAAACUCUGCUAGCUUGUAAACAGGGUAUGCCUUUCAGAAAUUUGUAUAUUUUGCAAUUGCUAGAUAAAUAAAAUAUCUUGUUAAAGUAUA
Monodelphis domestica (gray short-tailed opossum) is the source of this 4865-nucleotide messenger RNA. It is a transcript of the gene PFKFB3, whose product is annotated as 6-phosphofructo-2-kinase/fructose-2,6-biphosphatase 3. Gene Ontology annotation, cellular component: cytosol. Gene Ontology annotation, molecular function: ATP binding; 6-phosphofructo-2-kinase activity; fructose-2,6-bisphosphate 2-phosphatase activity. The record is from RefSeq and is a predicted model, not a curated record. Lineage: Eukaryota; Metazoa; Chordata; Mammalia; Didelphimorphia; Didelphidae. Gene Ontology annotation, biological process: fructose metabolic process; fructose 2,6-bisphosphate metabolic process.